This is a messenger RNA of Thermothelomyces thermophilus ATCC 42464, 1504 nucleotides long. RefSeq lists its product as uncharacterized. The record is from RefSeq and is a predicted model, not a curated record. Bases 204 to 1409 code for a protein of 401 amino acids. Lineage: Eukaryota; Fungi; Ascomycota; Sordariomycetes; Sordariales; Chaetomiaceae. The transcript has a single exon.
GAACAAUAUUAUACUUGCGCCGACAUUAUCUGCAGCCACCCUAACAGCACUCUGCUGGCCGACAACCAUUCCACCUGCUCCGGGACACCCCCCUCCCCCCGGGCUCCGUCUCGGGAGUUUGGUCACCGCCGGCGCACCGUGCCGGUCUUCACAAACCGCCGGUUUCGGCUCCGGGCAAAUACCUUCCCAGCUCUCGCGCCGACAUGGAGCCCCAAAUAUCGAAGCUGGGCACCAAGUCCGCGCUAUGGCUCCUGUUCGCGAGCUUUGCGCGAGAUGCGGUCGCCCACCCCUACCCUAGAGACGACUUGCAUGCGGCCGGCUAUGGCUACCUCAUGCCCCGCGGGUGCCAUCAGUACUGCGGUUACAACAACAUGUUUUGCUGCGAGGAGGGAACGGAGUGCUACACAUACGGCGAAUAUGCCGGCUGUUCGUCAACGGCGGGUGGUGGCUGGGCUCGAUUCACGACGACGUGGACCCUGACCCAGACAUUCACAAGCACUUACGAUUCUUGGAUCCCGGCCACGACCGCCCCGCCCGGCUCCGAGGAGUGCGUGCCCCCCGAAGGGUCGGGCUGGAUCGCCUGCGGCAAGAUCUGCUGCGCGAGCUGGCAGUACUGCGCGAGCGAGGACCACUGCGUGGCCAACCCCGGCGCCGGGCCCGCGCCCGAGCCGGAACCGACCACCGUGACUAGCGGAGAGGAGACCCUCACGACCGGAUUCAGCGCGCCAUACCGGGUGACAAGCGGUACCCGGACCGCGACGGCGACAACAGCGACUAAUUCGGGUGCUUUUUCGACCACGACAGGCGCGGUGAGCCCGGGAGGCUCUGACGGCGGGCUCAGCGGCGGCGCCAUCGCCGGCAUCGUCGUCGGCACCAUCGCGGGCGUCGCCCUGCUCUUGCUCAUCUGCGCGUGCUGCGUGGCCCGCGGAUUGUGGCACGGCCUACUCGCCAUCUUUGGCCUCGGCAAGAAGGACGAGACCUCCGAAGAGGAGCGCUACCAACGGCGCGGCUCGCACGCGCACCGAGAGAGCCACGGCUCGUGGUACGGCGGUCGCCCCAGCUCGGCGGCCGCGCGGAAGGAGAAGAGCAAGGGCAAGGGCUUGCUGGGCCUGGGUGCCUUCCUCGGCAUGCUGGCGCUGCUGCUGGGGCUGAGGAGGGAAAAGAGGAAGGAAGAGGUGCGCAGCAGGAGCAGGACCAGGAGCGGAACCAGGAUCAGGAGCGACGUUAGCAGCAGCUACUCGUCCGAGUCAUACACCGUUACCAGUCCGAGUAAGCAAACCCCCGAACUGUCCUCCCCAACCUUUAUAAUAAGUCCAAGACAGUCCUGGCUAAUGCACCCCCGACAGGCUCGAGAAGCAGCGACAGACGAACCCGCCACACAAGACAUAGCAGGACCCCAAGCAGAGUGACGCGGACGACCCACACCCACACCCGCGUGUCGAGGUCGAGACCGCCAUCAACAAGGUCGCAACGGUCCCCCAGACCAUGAUGAUUGAUUGAUUUG